AUGUGUCCCACUGUCCCAGAACUGUCCCUGCAGCUGUCCCUGGACAUCCGGGGUGGGGGGGCGCUUCUGUACAGGGCUGCUGAUGUGAGAACUGCUCAGGCCACAGUAGCUGAGCGAGCACCUGACAACACUCGUGUUAACAAUGAGAACGUCGUCAAAGUUGGCCACAGGCAGGUGGUGAACAUGAUCCGCCAGGGAGGAAACCACCUCGUCCUUAAGGUUGUCACAGUGACCAGGAAUCUGGACCCCGAUGACACAGCCAGGAAGAAAGCUCCCCCUCCUCCAAAGCGAGCGCCGACCACUGCCCUCACCUUGCGCUCCAAGUCCAUGACCGCAGAGCUGGAGGAGCUCGUGGAUAAAGCCUCGGUCUGGAAGAAGAAGGAUAAACCAGAAGAGAUAGUCCCGGCCUCCAAGCCCUCCCGGACUGCGGAGAACGUGGCUGUGGAGUCAAGAGUGGCGACCAUCAAGCAGCGGCCCACCAGCCGGUGCUUCCCAGCAGUCUCGGAUAUGAAUUCUGUGUACGAACGCCAAGGGAUCGCUGUGAUGACGCCCACUGUUCCCGGGAGCCCAAAAGGCCCAUUUCUGGGCCUCCCUCGAGGUACGAUGCGAAGGCAGAAAUCGAUAGACAGCAGAAUCUUUCUAUCAGGAAUAACGGAGGAAGAGCGACAGUUUCGCCCUCCGAUGCUAAAGUUCACCAGAAGCCUGUCCAUGCCCGACACCUCCGAGGACAUCCCCCCUCCACCUCAGUCUGUGCCUCCAUCUCCCCCACCACCUUCCCCUACCACCUACAACUGCCCCAAGUCCCCGACUCCAAGAGUCUACGGGACUAUUAAACCCGCGUUCAAUCAGAAUUCUGCUGCCAAGGUAUCCCCAGCCACCAGGUCGGACACGGUGGCCACCAUGAUGCGGGAGAAAGGGAUGUUCUACAGGAGAGAGCUGGACCGCUACUCCCUGGACUCCGAAGACCUCUACAGCCGGAAUGCCGCCCCCCAGGCCACCUUCCGCAACAAGCGAGGCCAGAUGCCCGAGAACCCGUACUCGGAGGUAGGGAAGAUCGCGAGCAAAGCUGUCUACGUCCCUGCCAAGCCAGCCAGGCGGAAGGGCAUGCUGGUGAAGCAGUCCAACGUGGAGGACAGUCCCGAGAAGACGUGCUCAAUCCCCAUCCCAACCAUCAUUGUCAAGGAGCCCUCAACCAGCAGCAGUGGCAAGAGCAGUCAGGGCAGCAGCGUGGAGAUAGACCCCCAGGCCACAGAGCAGCCAGGCCAGCUGCGACCCGAUGACAGCCUAACUGUCAGCAGCCCUUUCGCUGCCGCCAUCGCUGGGGCUGUCCGCGACCGGGAGAAGCGGCUGGAAGCCAGGAGGAACUCCCCAGCCUUCCUCUCCACAGACCUGGGAGAUGAAGACGUGGGUCUGGGCCCACCCGCCCCCCGGAUGCGGUCCUCCAAGUUCCCCGAAGAGGGCGGGUUUGGUGAUGAGGAUGACAUCGAGCCGCCGGUGUCACCCACACCAGGCGCAACACCUAGGGAGCCAGAGAAUCACUUCAUGGGUGGUGGUGAGGCCAGUGCUCAGGGGGAGGCCGGGAGGCCCCUGAAUUCCACAUCGAAGGCCAAGGGGCCCGAGAGCAGCCCGGCAGCACCCCCCAAGAGCAGUGGCACAACCAGCCCUGAAAAUUACGUCCAUCCACUCACAGGGCGGCUGCUUGAUCCCAGCUCCCCACUGGCCCUGGCACUCUCGGCAAGGGACAGAGCCAUGAAGGAGUCCCAGCAGGGGCCAAAGGGGGAGGCCCCAAAGGCUGACCUCAACAAGCCUCUCUACAUUGAUACCAAAAUGCGGCCCAGCGUGGAUACUGGCUUCCCUCCGGUCACCAGGCAGAAUACCCGGGGGCCUCUGCGGCGGCAGGAAACAGAGAACAAGUAUGAAACGGACCUGGGCAAGGACCGGAGAGGUGAGGACAAGAAAAACAUGUUGAUCAAUAUUGUGGACACAGCACAGCAGAAGUCGGCUGGCCUGCUGAUGGUACAUGUGGACGCUGCCAAGGCGGUUGGCCCCCUGGAGGAAGAGGAGGAGACAGAGGACAUGGACAUGAAGCCAGAACACUUGCCCUCCGCGGUGCCAGAAGGUGUUUCCGAAACCGAAGGUGCUUUACAGAUCUCCGCUGCCCCCGAGCCCGCCGCACCCGGCAGGACCAUUGUGGCGGCAGGCUCCAUGGAAGAGGCGGUGAUUUUGCCAUUCCGCAUCCCUCCUCCCCCUCUGGCAUCCGUGGACUUGGACGAGGAAUUUAUUUUUACAGAGCCAUUGCCUCCUCCCCUGGAAUUUGCAAAUAGUUUUGAUAUCCCUGAUGACCGUGCUGCUUCUGUCCCCGCUCUCACGGACUUGGUCAAACAGAAGAAGAACGACACCCCUCAGUCCCCGUCGUUGAACUCCAGCCAGCCAGCCAACUCCGCAGACAGUAAGAAGCCAGCCGGCCUUUCAAACUGUCUGCCCACCUCGUUCCUGCCACCCCCGGAGAGUUUCGACGCCGUCACCGACUCCGGGAUUGAGGAGGUGGACAGUCGGAGUAGCAGCGACCACCAUCUCGAGACGACCAGCACUAUCUCCACAGUGUCCAGCAUCUCCACCCUGUCUUCCGAAGGCGGGGAAAGUGUGGACACCUGCACAGUCUAUGCAGACGGGCAAGCAUUUGUGGUUGACAAGCCCCCAGUACCUCCAAAGCCAAAAAUGAAGCCCAUAAUUCACAAAAGCAAUGCACUUUAUCAAGACGCGCUCCUAGAAGAGGACGCAGAUGGCUUUGUCAUCCCCCCACCUGCACCCCCACCCCCGCCGGGCAGUGCCCAGUCUGGGAUGGCGAAAGUCAUCCAGCCAAGGACCUCCAAGUUGUGGGGUGACAUCACAGAGGUCAAAAGCCCAAUUCUCUCAGGGCCAAAGGCAAAUGUCAUUAGUGAAUUGAACUCAAUCCUGCAGCAAAUGAACAGAGAGAAAUCAGCAAAGCCAGGGGAAGGACUGGAGUCACCGGCAGGAGCCAAGUCUGCCAGCCUUGCUCCCAGAAGCCCGGAGGUCAUGAGCACCGUCUCAGGUACACGGAGCACGACAGUCACCUUCACUGUCCGUCCUGGUACCUCCCAGCCCAUCACCCUGCAGAGCCGGCCCCCUGACUAUGAAAGUAGGACCUCAGGAACAAGACGUGCCCCAAGCCCUGUGGUCUCACCAACAGAGAUGAGCAAAGAGGUUCUGCCCACCCCUCUGUCUGCCGCCGCCGCCUCUCCUUCUCCCACACUCUCAGACGUCUUUAGCCUUCCAAGCCAGUCCUCUGCAGGGGACCUAUUUGGCUUGAACCCAGCAGGACGCAGCAGGUCACCAUCUCCCUCAAUACUCCAACAGCCAAUCUCAAAUAAGCCUUUUACAACUAAACCUGUCCACCUGUGGACUAAACCAGAUGUGGCAGAUUGGCUGGAAAGUCUGAACUUGGGCGAACACAAAGAGACCUUCAUGGACAAUGAGAUUGAUGGCAGCCAUUUACCAAACCUCCAGAAGGAAGACCUGAUAGAUCUCGGGGUGACGCGAGUUGGGCACAGAAUGAACAUAGAAAGGGCCUUGAAACAGCUGCUGGACAGAUAAGGAUGGCCGCUCUUUACCUUCACAGACUUCUUGUUAUAAGUA
This is a messenger RNA of Castor canadensis (American beaver), 3657 nucleotides long. Lineage: Eukaryota; Metazoa; Chordata; Mammalia; Rodentia; Castoridae. The record is from RefSeq and is a predicted model, not a curated record.